AUGAAUGCCAAUUCAUCAUCUGGGGCCAAAAAAGCAACGAACAGAACUGUUUCAAGCGUGAUCACACGCUCUAGGACCAGUAACAUGAAAAAGAAGACAGUUACAGCCAUUAACAGUAAUGAAGGGUCAUAUGCAAACUGUAAUGCUGAGCCAAACAUGAUUAGUAAUGUUGAAAUUGAAGGUAAUGCGACUAGUAACGUCGAAAUUGAAAGUAGUGCAAAAAAGCCUUUUUUAAGGAGUAAUAAGUGGCUUAGGUAUACAAAACCUACCUUGGAGGAAAUUGAAACUGUUCGUGGAAACUCAAGGGUAAUUUCAACACAUAAGGCAACAGAAGUUUGGGUUAAAGCUCUUGAAGAGUUUCAUUCCGACAUCGGCUAUAAGGGUAAAAUCGAAGAAAUAGAUUCGAAAGAGGUCCUCGAAAACCAGCUAUCAAGGUUCGUCGUGGCUAUGAAACGAAAGGAUGGUGGUGAAUACCAUUUCUCUUCAAUUCGGAACUGUAUGGCUGCGAUCUGGUGGCACCUAAACCAACACUCUGUGAUGCCGAAGCCUGUGGAGAUUCUUAACUCGAAAGUCUAUUUUGAUUUGAAUGUCAUC
Racocetra persica is the source of this 594-nucleotide messenger RNA. The record is from the annotation of a GenBank genome assembly. NCBI's taxonomy places the organism in Eukaryota, Fungi, Glomeromycota, Glomeromycetes, Diversisporales, Gigasporaceae.